Salvia splendens (bonfire salvia) is the source of this 1571-nucleotide messenger RNA. Its product is annotated as ribosomal RNA small subunit methyltransferase H-like. Gene Ontology annotation, molecular function: rRNA (cytosine-N4-)-methyltransferase activity. The transcript has 5 exons. Gene Ontology annotation, biological process: rRNA base methylation. The coding region runs from base 23 to 1324 and encodes 433 amino acids. The record is from RefSeq and is a predicted model, not a curated record. NCBI's taxonomy places the organism in Eukaryota, Viridiplantae, Streptophyta, Magnoliopsida, Lamiales, Lamiaceae.
UUCUAUCGUCUUCUUCACUCCCAUGGCAUUGCCAGCGGCUUCAGCUUCUGCACAAUCAAUCUUCAAAAAGCUGCUGCUUCUCAAUUCUCCGCAAAAAAUCAUUCUCGCUCGAUUCUCCACUUCUUACACAGCUCGAGCAGUGAAUAGUGCUGUCAGAAACAAAGGCAAAAGCAAGAGCAAAAUCAAAAGCGAACCCAAUCAGCAGCAGAAGCAGAAAGCAGAGCUGUUAGUGAAGAGGCGAACGCGGUCAGAUAGAGAGCUCGACGAGGACGUUUUCUCCAAGCACUAUGGGGAUGAUACUUCUGCUCAUGUCCCCGUCAUGAUCGGGGAAGUGCUCGACGUCUUCGCCACCGUCAACCUCAAAUCCUUCGUCGAUUGCACUCUCGGCGCUGGCGGACACUCCGCCGCGAUUAUUCAGGCCCAUCCAGAAAUGGAGUUUUAUGUCGGAUUUGAUGUUGAUCCAGUUGCCCAUCAAAUAGCUCAGAAUAAAAUUAAUAAUGUGUUGGACAAAGAUUCAGGCCACUCUAGAGCACACUUACAAGUUCACACACUUGUGAAGAACUUCAAAAGUAUUAAGACUGCGCUUCAUGAUAUUGAUGAGAAUCGGUCUCCAGGAGUUCAAGGAAUUUUGAUGGACUUAGGAAUGUCAUCCAUGCAGGUCAACAAUGCUGAAAGGGGAUUUAGUGUACUAUGUGAAGGACCUCUGGAUAUGCGGAUGAAUCCCCAGGCUAGCCUAAAGGCCGAAGACAUUUUAAAUUUAUGGCCAGAUGCUGAAUUGGGGCGAAUUUUACGGGACUAUGGUGAAGAAAGCAAUUGGUUCACUCUCCACAAGAGAAUUGUUAGGGUUCGGUCGACUGGUGGAUUGCAUACUACACAUCAAUUAGUUGACCUCAUUCGAAACUCAAGUUCUUCGGCAAAAGGAGGAGGUAGGCAGGGAUGGAUUAAGACUGCAACACGCGUGUUUCAAGCAUUGAGAAUAGCUGUGAACGAUGAACUCAACACGCUGAAGGAUUCCAUCAACUCUUGUUUUGAUUCCCUUGGUCCUGGAGGAAGGCUGGCCGUCAUAUCGUUCCAUAGCUUGGAGGACAGAAUCGUGAAGCAGGCAUUUCUAGACAUCAUAAACCAUUCUGAUGACGGAGCUAAGCAAUUGAACCAUUCCGAAAAAUUGGAUUCGUACAAGGAAAAAGAAGCAUGGAUUAAACAGAUUGUGCGAGGCAAGGAUGGAAAUAUCCUAACAAAGAGACCGGUGACACCAUCUGAAUCCGAGGAGAGACUGAACCCUCGAAGUCGAAGUGCUAAACUUAGGGUUAUUGAGAAGGUAUGAUGAAGGAUGUGCAUAUCCUUCAGAUGUACCAUUCAUUUAUCAGUUUAAUUUAUGUUUGUAGCCAAUUGAUAAUUCAUCUUUUAGAUCGAGUUUCUCAUACUCUCACUCUCUCAAUCUCAAAGGGCUGUUUAUACUAAAAAUGUCAACAUGAUCAAGGGAUCUAAGAUGUUGCUUGACUCCAAUAUGUAAUAAUCCCUUCUUCUGUCUCUGAUUUUUGAUUUGCCAUUUCAAACCUUUCACGAUUAAA